Molecule: messenger RNA, 951 nt
Organism: Pocillopora meandrina
Lineage: Eukaryota; Metazoa; Cnidaria; Anthozoa; Scleractinia; Pocilloporidae
Source: the annotation of a GenBank genome assembly
AUCACUGCGAGUUCCAAUUAUCUCAGCUAUUAUCCACGCAAAGGACGGCUCAAUGGAGACAGCGGUUGGUGUCAGCAGUCUUCUAAAAUCACUGAUAACUAUAUACAGGUUGAUAUGGGAGCAGGGCGCACAGUAUGCGGAGUCGCCACACAAGGAAAGGCAAACGGAUCGUUUAUAAAAAGCUACAGGCUCUCGUUUUCUACUGAUGGCACCAGUUGGACUGCAUAUAAGGAGCAAAACGUCGAAAAGGUAUAACACGUGACGGUCACUUUUUAGUACGCUGUCAAUUUUAUCUCUUCUUUAAACAUUUUCUAGUCUUAGGUUUCUUCUGUGCGCAUGCACAGGCUGAGAGAGGAUUUACCGGUUAGUAAUAGUUAAAAUUGAUGUAAGAAUAAUAAAUAACGCUCGGGAUAAAGAGUAAUUUCAGUGAUCUCCAAAAUCUGGAGUUUUUCACAAUUUUUUCAAAUAAAAAAAUAUUGUCCUCUUCUCCAUCGGAACAUGUAGAAAAGUGGUCCGGUUCCGCUGUGUCCACAGCAACGGAAAUAUGAGUAUAUGUCAUGAUUCUGUCUACGUAAACACGUGUUAGCCGUUACGUUUCCACAAUAGAAACACAGGUUUUAGCAACACUUCCGUGACCGGAAUUUUGUUUUUUCGUCCAGUGAUAUCAGCGGAGGGGUUAAAUGAGAUCUCAGUACAUAUCUAGAAAAUAAAUUAUAUCAGAGAGGGGAGGGGGGGGGGGAAAUUUCAUUUAAGUAGCUUACCUAAGAAUAAAUUUUACCUGAUGAUUAAAAUGGUUUCUCCUUUUUUUCAUUGCAGAUCUUUGAAGCGAAUUCAGACUUGAAUACCAUUGUAAAACAUACACUGAAUAACCCAGUCCAAGCAAGAUACAUUCGAUUUUAUCCGGUCACCUUUUCUGGGUACCCUUGUAUGAGGAUCGAAGUGUUCGUGUAG